Messenger RNA from Asterias rubens (European starfish), 8279 nucleotides. Its product is annotated as protein cordon-bleu-like. Gene Ontology annotation, biological process: signal transduction. Lineage: Eukaryota; Metazoa; Echinodermata; Asteroidea; Forcipulatida; Asteriidae. The record is from RefSeq and is a predicted model, not a curated record. Gene Ontology annotation, molecular function: actin monomer binding. Bases 304 to 4794 code for a protein of 1496 amino acids. The transcript has 14 exons.
AGUGUCGGAUAUUAUUUGCUGUAAUUCGUUCACACACGGGUGUCUAUCCCCGAAGUGCUGUGUUGUAAAUUUGUAGGCCGGUCUUCCAUUUCAUCAAGAAUGUGAGGGGGACUCUGAAAUUGAUUUUGUGAGAGAAAUAUUUAUCGGCUGGUUUGCUUUGAGUGAUUUGCGUCCCGAUGAGUGCAACUUCCAUAAGUAUCUGGCCUCACAAGUUACCGACAACACCGACAUCGACAACGGACAUGCAGUGCAAUACUGUCGCUCUCUCUUCUUCGUUCUGAAAGUUUCUGCACAAGAUUCGACAUGUCGACAGAGGCUGCAUCAAAGCUACCCACACAUCAAGCGUCUAAGCGGAGUCGGGCUCCACCCCCUCCAACCGCACGCCCCUCAGCCAGUGAGACUGCAAAUGGCUCCCAGUCCGAACACGAGAAGGACGUCUUGAAAAACAAUGGUAACCUUGGAGAUGGUGCACCAGGGUCAGAGGAGAGGCAACUCACCUUGGUACUGCCGGGGGACAAGUUGGUCAAGGCAUCGGUCGCUAAAACGACGCCAAUCUUGGAUUUACUCAUUAUGAUUUCAUCUAAAAAUAGACUGAAUCCAUCUGGUCACAUGAUCGCUCAGCCGGGUGCCAGACCCAAGGACCCCCCUAUCCAUCUUAAAUCCAGUCAGACGUUAGCUGAUAUUGUGGGAGAUACCGUCUACAUCAUCCCUAGGAAUCAGAGGGAGCUCUUUGUCUACAAGAAAGAAGAGGACAAGAAGUCCGCUGUCUAUGAGCAAACCACUCGCAUCACCGUUGUGUCCAAUAAGAACCACAAGAUGGUGCUACGAGUCGACCCUGAGAAGACCCUGAAGGACCUGCUUCCUCGGAUAUGUGAGGAGAGAGGAGUGGAUCCUGGUAGCCAUUCUUUGAGACUCGUCAAUCGACCCAACGACCCCUAUGACCUCAACCACACCCUGGAGAGUACAGGGGUCAUCGAGUUCUUACUUGUAGAUGCCAAGGGUCAACCUGCAGGAGGUGAACUAGAAGUCAUGCCAGAACCAAAAAAGAAAAAGGGAAGCUUCUUCAACAGAAUCACCAAGAAGAAAAAAGAGUAUGAAUUUGGUGGUGGAAGCAGUAUUCCUGAGGCCCAGCCAACGAUAACUACUACCUCAUCAGAAGCCCCAGAACAGCGGUCGCAACGUCACUCAUCCCCUCCAACCCGUCAGCCUGCCCCAACAACAGAGGCCCAAACAUCAAUGCAAGAGCAGGACGACUCCAACAGCAACACCUUGAAGAAGCGCCGGCCUGCACCUCCCCCACCCAUGGGGAGGAAUCCGCCUACCGUGGCAUCGGACGAGGAGAGGCUGGACCAGGAGGGCGGCUCCAACACCCUGAGGAAGAGACGAGCCCCUGCUCCGCCGAGACCAACCUCGCCUCCGCGACGGACGCAAUCUCUCUACGUUGGUUCUGCUUCAGAUGUUACGUCAGAGCGGCCGCCACGACCCACAUCUCCACCUAUGAGGUCAGGGGUCAGUCUAGAUGAAGGGAUGAUGACCUUUGAGACAGCCGGUCAAGAGGUGGCGGAGAUUAAACAAGAAAAUGCAGACAAACCCCCCAGGCCUACCAAGCCACCACGCCCUCCCUCUAUCAGUAAAGGCUCGAGGCUCGACCUGCCCCCUUCAGACCCAGCAGCCGAGCCGGUGUUUGUUCCACCGCCACCCCCUGAAAUACCUCCCUCUCCUGACGGUGAGCAAGAGGACGUUAGUAGGUUAAUUGAGAUGGGGCGCCUCAACCGAUCUUUUGACGAUGGGGCCGACAAUGAGGAAUGUGGGGAAGACUCCCCUAGAGUGUACACAGAGUCCCUAAGCAGUAGUGUCACAGAGACCGGCCUCGAUGAGGCAUUUGAGGAGGCCAUUGCCAUGGGCGCUGCAGAUGUAGCUGUACAAGAAGAAGAAGAAACGCUCGCAUCGCCACCUGAAGAUCAGACCGAGCUAGAAGUUGAAGUCGCUGGACUUAACCUAGAUGCUUCGGCCGAGGAGACGGAGUCAUUGCCGGAACCCGAGGUGGACAAAGUCCAAGAGGUACAUGAAGAGGAGGAAGACAGCCAAGAUGGUGCCAAGGAAGCAGCGGAGGAGGAUGUGGCGGAAGUCCAAGAAGAAGAGAAGGAGCCAGUAGAGGAGAAGACUGAGGAUGAGACGGCAGAAUCGCUAGAAGAUGAGGAACAAGCUCUCCUAGUGAUUAACCCCUCUAAUGCAAACUCUAACAAUGGUCACGGUGACAGGACUAUUUUAACAAACCCCAACGCAUCUGAUGAAGACCACACAGUCAAACUGAAUGUGCCAAACGUUGCCUCCGGAGAAAACACAUCCGCGGAAGAUGAUGCCGAUUGCUCGAAACCUGCCGUCAGGCCAGCCCGGGCUAAAUCGGAUUCGUCACUUCAGGAAGCGACAUUGAGGGAGAGGAAAGUGCGAUCAAUUUCCUUGUCGGAAUAUCCACAGAAGUUGAGGCUGAGCUACGUACCUGAAAGUGCGGACUUGGAAAACGCAGUUGCGUCAUCAGUGAUCAGAGCAUCGAUCUCAACAGAUGACGGCAAGGUAAUUCAAAAACAACAAAGAGAGACAUCGCACGGUCUCACCAAAAAGUGUCAACUUGAAGGACAACAUCACCGGGCUGAAGUCGAGACGUCCAAUGUUGCCUAUUCUGGGUCCACAGAUAAAGACGACAAAGCGCAGAAGGAGCUUCUCUCCCACAUGAUGGAGAUGAGCUUGACUGAGGACUCCAAGGAGACCUAUCCUCCAAACACUCAGGCAGAAGACACCAACUACAUGCUGGAGGAAAAAUCAGUCCAUGACCUAGCGUUCAAUGUCACUAGGGAGACAACUGAGUCUGUUGUCAGCGCCGCAGGGAGUGUAGAUGGCGACAGGGUUGAGAAGGAGGAGAAGGCUAAGACAAAGGAAGACAGUCCCAAAAAGGCGGAGCCCGUCAAUGAGGAGAAGUUGACCGACCAGUACGCGCUGCUGCAGUCCCAGCUUGCCGCUCUGCAGCAGCAGAUGAUGAUGUCGCCGCAGGCCGGCAUGAUCGGGAUGCAGAUGCAGCAAAUGCAGCAGCAGAUGUUGCUGCAGCAGCAGAUGAUCAGCCAAAUGAUGAUGUCAUCGGGCCAACAGCCGAUGGUGAUACCCGUCGCGUACCAACAGCCGAUGAUGUCACCCCAGCAACCAAUGAUGUCACCGUCGCAGCAGCAGCCACAGAUGAUGAUGUCACCGCAUCAGAUGAUAUCGCCGCAGGGACAGCAACAGAUGAUGAUGUCACCUCAGCAACUCAUGAUGUCCCCACCAAUGAUGUACUCAUCUAUUCCCAUCCAGCAGAAUGCUCAUCAGCAACUGCCGUCCACAGCCACAGUGCAGUCUCAGCAAACCCCGAUCUUAGCCACCCAUGAGCUAAAAGACUCAAAAGAGUCGCCCAACAGGGAAGAAGCUUUUAUGAAUGAAGCCGUGAAUGCUGAUGCGCAAGUAGACGAGGUUGAGGAUGUGGUUCAGGUUGAGGUAGAAGAACGCGUAGAAACUGUUCCAAGACCUCUCUCACCACCCUUGAAAGCCGAGGCGGUUUCCGUUAGCCAUCCAACUUAUCAUUUUGCCCGAUCACGGGACGUGCCAAAUGGUGAUGCAAAAGUAAAGAAAGCAUCUCCGCCCAACACACUCCGUAGUCCCAAGUCUCAGCAGAGGGUAUCUGUUCUCAUCAACCCAGAGGAGGCUUCUCCUGAGAAAAGUGUAGCUUCGGAGGAGAAUUGCAAUGAUACCAAACGUCCACCUAAGAUUGACGUGAAUCAGAAUGCAACCCCAGGAGACAGGUCAUCGAUCAGUGAGUUUGCUGUCAGUGGGUCAGCAUCAUCUUCCACAGAACCCGUGUCCCCAAAGUCGGAGAAGCCGAAGAAGUCGGGUUUCAAUUUGUUCAAGAAGAAAACGUCAAAGUAUUCCUACAUCUUGUCCGCACAGAGGGAGUUCUCGAAGAAGUCAGAGACAGAUCGUCAGCGCACCAGCUCCAACCCUCCCAAACCCGCCGAGGUUCAGUCGGACAGCAACAACGGGUCCAGAGGUAGGGCAAACACCCUUGAUUCCUAUGACCCGAACCGGGUCGGUAGGAACUUUGCGUCCACUGACCCCGCCAUAGCUGACUUUGAGCGAGACAUGAAACGGAACGUCCACGUUCCUCCCAAUCUUGCAAUAUCUCAUUCCGCAAUACCGCCAAGGACCAAACCAAAGACCCAAAAACCGAAAGACCAAUCAAGUCCCGAACCCGCCCAAACAGCGACCCCCCUUACCCAUUCCCCUAAAGAACCCCCUCUCCCAGUUACUAACGUUGAUAACCAAGCAACUAACACCGCUUCUACUAACAAAGUCCCUGUAUCCCCAAAUACUUCUGAUGAGACAUUCACUUUGCCUGGACCAGCCACUUCGAAAGAAGCAAUCCAAACUCCCCCCACACCAGCAACAUCAGAACCCCUUCCGUCCCUGGCUAACAAACCCCAAGGGUCUCCAACCCAUAUUAACCCAGAUGAAGCCAUACUCUUAGAAUCGCCUUGUUCCAACUCACCUAACGAAAACCCAGUACCCCCUGUACGAAAGACACAGAUUAAGCCCGAGGACACCUUGAGGACUGUCAAAGCUACUGGAGAGACCGAGGGAGCGGGUGGGCCUGUUCCACGGAGGCGGGCCAAGAUCAUCAACUUGAGGGCCCUGCAGGAGGAGCAAGAGAGGAUCAAGGCAGAAGCCAGCGUGUCUGAGCUUAGACAGAUCUUUGGCCAAGGUAAUCAGUAAAUCUAGGAAGAGAAAUCAUCUAGAAACUGCCAAGAGUGAAUCUAGAACUUAAAAAAGGCAUUAGUUGUAUCAUUCACACAUGAAGUAAGCCUCCUACUGUCUACUAUAGUCAACAUUGACCAGUGUGGUUCUAAAGGAUGGAUGAACUACAUGUUCCUGCCUGCAACAUUAAAUCACAUGGUGAAUGCAUCUGCACAGUAGAUAGUCAACCGUCCAACUGCCUGACCGUUCAAAAUUCACUGCUGUUAUGAAGAAAGGCUACACUAUGCCAGCCUGCAGUCUGACAUCAUGAUGCAUCUACACAGCACAUAGUCAACCCUACUGCCCACCUAUUCAAUAUCAUCCACUGUGGUUUUAAAGGAUAGCUACACUGUCAGCCUGCCGUAUGACAUCAUAAAUGCAUCUACACAGCACACAGUCAACCCUCCUACUGCCUGACCAUUCAGUAUCAUCCACCGUGGUUCUGAAAGAUAAAUGCACUACACUAGCCUGCAAUACUGACCAAAUUCACCUGACUUCAUCAUCACAAUAAUCUUGGUUGUGCUAUUUUUUGAGUCAGUGUCCCAGUCGUUAUAUACAUGUACAUUGUAGCGCACAUUGUAGGCAACCAGCAUUCACCGUAAUUUUCACAUGCAAUUUGACUCCCAAAAUGGCGAGGGCGGCAGACAGUCCCGUGUGACGCCGAGUCGAGGGAUCAGUAACACUGUAAACCACAAAAUGUUUUUUUCUUUUUUUUCUUAAAAAAAAAAAAGUAAUACUUAGCCUUUAAAAGUACCAACUUGGUUGAAUGGACAAGAUAUACAUUUGCACUGCUGUGCGUGGCUGGUAAUUUUCCGGAAAUUUUUGUUGGGGUAACCUGGCGAAGGUCGGAGGGAUGAUGAAAGGCCGAAUUACAGUGACCCACUGUGGGACAUGGUGACCAUAGCCGGUGAAGCGAAUAAUUAAUAAACUGCUGACCUUGAAUGUCAUAGGACCGAUUUUUCGAUGCAGUUAUCUCAAAUAAUUGUAAAAAACAUUUCCCAAAAAUAUAUUUGGAUUUUUGACAUAAAAGUAUGACCAAAUUAGCACUUAUAUAAAAUAUUUAAAAAACACUUGUCUGAGUAAGGUAGUCUAAUACCAUGUACAAAAUUGAAGGUUAUUUUAAAAAAAUGAAUUUGAACAGUAACUUUGGUAAAGUUUAGUUAAGAGUUUUUUUGUUGUCUCUUAACGGAAAGUCUUAUGUCAGUAAUGGAAAGGAAUUUCAGUUUUUCAGAUCAGUUUUUUGUUUUACAUACCUCUAACCUCUGAUUCUUCUACCAUUUGAUACCAUCCACUGGUUUUCAAAUAAUAGAAUUGCACUAUAUGCCAGUGCAUCCACACAGUACACAGUCAAUACUCCUACUCUCUGACCAUUCACUGCCAUGCACAUGUUUUUUUUUUAUAAGGGAAACAGCUGUGGGGCUGUGUCCAAGUGCCGAAGGCUCAUUCCUUUAUCGUCCUUUUACGACCCUUAAAGUUUUAAACGGCCAUUUAAGACCGAGUCGAUACUACUAUUUUACUUCCAUCAUGAUACAAGCCCUUUUUUCAAAAAAGCAUACUAAUGUGUGCUGGCUCAUAUAAGGGUCAAACUGUAUGCUUCUGCUCAAAAACUGUUGUGCUUACGCCCUCAAACUAAUGCGUUUGACAUUGAGUAGCUGUAUGUAUUGACUUGGAGCGUUAGUGAAGACGUAAGCUUUGGCGUACAUAUGUUAAACUCCUCACUGUGAUUAUAUUGCACGUUUAAACAUGACCACAAUGAUAGAUAAACUAUGCCAGCCUGCAAUGCCACACCAUUUGUGUUCAAAUGCAUGUACACAGUACACACAUGUACAUGUAGGCCCUACAGUUGGUUCCAUGCCGAUUGCGCCACCCUACACAACCUGUGUAGUUGAAGGGUUUCAAAUGGAUGGUCAACUCACUGGCAAAUGAUUAAAUAGUCGGUUACAAAAUGAGAAUGUAAAACAUGAUAAUUGACAUUAAUUGAUCACAUCCACAGUACUCUGGAAAUGUUCAAAUGGAUGUUUUUUUUCUUAUGGAUAUUAAUUGAUUACUUUAAUAGACCUCUAAGAAAAUACAAGUACUUCCUUGACUUUGAUGUGCCAACUUAACACCAAAGUGUUGUAUAUAUUUAUAUUAAUUGGCCUUUAUAAUUCGCAAUGUUAAAGGUGCUGUCUAGAUGAAGUUUUUUGUGACUCUUUUGAAGUACUGACCUGUGACCUGUAUGUAUUGCAAGAUAAUGGGCGGCUUGUGCUUAAAGCGCCUGCCUCUCACCACUCCCCCUGGUUUGACUCCUGCAUGGCUAGGGCCAUUUAUGCAAGUGGAGUUGUGUUUGAGUUUUCUCUUAUGCCACAAUGUUUUGUUCUUUGGGCCGCACGGUUUUCCUCUUUCGGAAAUAUAAGACCCUUUGAUCUCUGGCUGUACUCCGUGGUCAUGGGUUGAUGUGGCUGCCUGCCAAAAGUCACCAUUACGUCUCUGUCUUCCCACUUCAGCUUCGGGUUGGGAGGAUUAGCCAUUCCAAAUUAAAAUUAUCAAGGAUAGAACUGCUUAACAGUAAGUAAGCACCUUUUUCUGCUUACUUUAUCAGAAAAGAAUUCUUAAGCCCAAGUGCCGUUCACAGGUUUUCAGGAAAAUUAGGCAGGCAGCCAGCCAGCGUGUUUUUGUUUUCAGUGGUCGUGUUGGUCUGUUCAUUUUGCUUUAACAGUAAGCGCCGGAAGGUUAGCAUGCCUUGUCCAUUUACUGUUGGCAGCACCAUGAAAUAGAACAAAAAAACACAAACAUCCACCGUUAUGCAGCUCUGCAAAAUUGGGCCAGGUCAAAAUGCACCAAAAGAUUCACGGAAAGUGUAACAAGAUCUUUAACAACCCGGAGUUGUUAUCAUUUGUAUUCACAGACUGUAUUCCAAAUGUACAUUAUACACAUCAAACACCAGUACUUAUUAAUUUUUUAUUAUUAUAUAAUAGACAUGUAUACUGCCAAUAAUAUUUGGAAUGAAGUAAUUUUGUAAACUUACAUCCAUUGUAAUUUUGUUGUUUUGUUGUGAGGGACAUUUAGUUCCAGCUGACAAUAUGUAAAGAAGACAGUAACUAGGGUGAUACGAUGACGGUUUCUAGGGUGAUAUAAAGUGUACAAAAUUAAUAAUAAGCUAUGGACUACUGCUUGUACUAAUACCUCGACUAUAAUGAGGUUUGGGUGGGGUUAGGAUAGAGAUGGGGAGGAGGGGGUUGGGCGCCCUUGGGCUACAACUAGCCCUCUACACCUGGGGUGGGGGUUGGACUGGGGGAGGGGGUGCCAUUUCUGUCAUUGAAACUAUCACCAACCACAGCUCUAUCCACCCUGAGAAAGGUGGUGGGUGGGUAGGGGUGCACCAAGCCAUUUGCAAGUUGGAUUUGGGUAUUGACUUGCUUAGUCACAAGUUUCCACAUGAACCCAAGUCUCGACACUCAUGGGGUGACAGGUCUUUUUCUUCA